Mixia osmundae IAM 14324 is the source of this 1884-nucleotide messenger RNA. RefSeq lists its product as uncharacterized. Gene Ontology annotation, biological process: protein deubiquitination; ribophagy. NCBI's taxonomy places the organism in Eukaryota, Fungi, Basidiomycota, Mixiomycetes, Mixiales, Mixiaceae. Gene Ontology annotation, molecular function: mRNA binding. The coding region runs from base 1 to 1884 and encodes 627 amino acids. The transcript has 5 exons. Gene Ontology annotation, cellular component: ribonucleoprotein complex; cytosol; Ubp3-Bre5 deubiquitination complex. The record is from RefSeq and is a predicted model, not a curated record.
AUGGCGGGAGCGUCACAGCAUGGCAUUGAGACCGGCCAUGCUCCCCAUGCUGGACCAGGCGCGCCGAACAAGCCGACUUCCUCAGAGAUUGGUUGGAUGUUCAUUCCCCAGCAGUACUACACCUUUCUCAACAAGGAUCCCGCUCGGCUUCACUGCUUCUAUCACAAGCGAUCCACGCUCAUCCACGGUACCGAGGGCGAGGUCGAGGAGGCACAGGUCUGCCAUGGACAGUCGGAGAUUCACGAGAAACUCAUGUCGCUCGGCUUCAACGACUGCAAGGUCUUUGUUUCCACCGUCGACUCGCUGCCUUCCCAGGAUGGGGGCAUCAUCGUCCAGGUCAUUGGCGAGAUGAGCAACAACGGCGGCUCCUGGCGAAAGUUCAGUCAGACUUUCUUUCUUGCCGCUCAGCCCAACGGCUACUUUGUCCUCAAUGACAUCUUCCGCUUCAUCAAAGAAGAAGGCGACACAGACGCCAUCGAGGAAUCGGCCAUCAUGCCACCCGAGCCAGCGCCAUCCGCUCGGCCGGUACUGCCGCAGGACACACCCAACGAGUCGUCGAUCCAUUUGACAGGCGCGCAAGCUAGCUCCAUUGACGUCCGCUCACCGCCUGUAGCAGUCAGCAAUCACACUGCCCCUCGUAACGGUGUCAAUGGCCGCACUUUGCUCGGUCAGUACGAUGCUACCGUACCGCAGAUUUCGCCACCGUCCCAGCUGCCUGUAGACCAGUCGGUCAAUACAGGAUACCACUCUUCGGCACCUUACACCGGCCAACAGCCCGAAUUCGCUGCUCCCUCAUCUCGCUUUGACCUCAUGCCUUCUCAAAUGAGGAUAACCCAGCCUCGUCCGGCCGCUGCCUCAACGGCAUCCACUACACUGUCAAGCCCGGUCUCUCUGCCCACUGCCGAGUCUCACGCCCAGCCAAAGGCUCCAAUGCUCCACAGUGAAAUCGAUACCGCAAGUAAUCAGCCUCGCGACGAGGUAGUCAAUGCUAAGUCCUCGACCGCCGUGUCUAUGCCCAAGACUCCCCCGUCAACAGCGCGGCCGGCGCCGGCGCAGACGCCCGCCGAGGCUUCGACAGCGCCUCCGUCUGCUGGCUCAGCCUCUGCCGGUCCUACCCCCGCCAGUACAGCCAUCACAUCUGUCAGCAGCUCACCAAAGCCGGACGAUAUCCGAGCAUCUGCGCCGACCCCCGUUGAGCGCGCCACUACACCCCCCGCGCAGGCCUCAGCGAUUCAACCAGACGGUACCAGCCCAUCUGCUCCCAAGACAUGGGCCAAUCUUGCUGCUGCCAGCGCGAAGAAGCCUCGUCCGCCGAGCACGAUCCAAUCGGGGCCAAGCUCGUCAGCUUCGCUCCCAGCUGCGCCAAUGCCGACUAUCGUCGCUUCCAAUGGCACAUCACAGCAACAUUCUGUAUCAGCAUAUGCUUCGCCUUCAGGGCAGCAGCAACAGUCGCCGCAACAGCCAGCGACUGCGACUCGGACGCAGCAGCCCACGCCAAACAGGGCGGGCAACAGACCGCCUUAUGAGGUGUUUGAUCCUGCUUCUGUCCUGACACCCAAUUGCUUCAUCAAAGGGGUCGUCAAUGCGAUCUCCAAUCAAAAUCUGCGAGCCGCCGUCAGUCCCUUUGGCUCGAUCAGAGAGCUCGAGAUCAACCGCCUCAAAGUCUGCGCUUUCCUCGAGUACAACACCGUGGAGAGCGCGCGAGCCUGUAUCGUAAAAUCACAUGUACCGCCGGGCGGUAUACCUGUACAGACGAGCGAUGGCACGAUCUAUGUCUACGUUCACGAGAAGAAGAAGAUACCUCCGGGCGCAAAUGUUAGUGCGAUGCAAGGCAAUCGAGUACGACCUGGUGUCGGCAGAGGCAAGAACCAGUCGCCCAAAUGA